CUCUCAAGCUAAGACUAAGCAGAAGUGUCUGGGAUGCAGUAUACGAAGCAGAAGACGUAGAUGACAAAGUCUCAAGUUUCAAUGGAGUUAUUAGUCAAGCUCUAGACGGAUGUAUGCCUCUGAAAUCCAUACGCCUACAUCCCACGGAUAAACCUUGGAUGACUCCGAACAUUAAAGCAAAGAUUAAGCUUAGACAACGGGCUUUUACUCGUGGCAACAUGCCCCAGUAUAAUCUGCUAAGUGCACAAGUAGAAGAUAUGAUUAGGAAAGCCAAAUCAAAUUACUAUCAAAAUAAAGCUAAAACAUUCCGCACAUCUGACCCUGCGAAAUGGUACAAAGCAAUUUAUAAUCUGUCCGGAGUAAGUAGUCAGCAUGAAGGCCUAACAGUAAACUCCAUGGGUAGCGAGGCCGCUUUAAUAGCAGAAAAAAUUCAAAUAUCCUUUACUGAACCAUGGAAAGCCCUAAUUAUUACAACAAGUAUUCUCCAACUAGAUGAAGUUGAGUCACUUCUCAAAAACUAUCCUCCCCCUCUACCUAGUAUUGGCCAGAUUAAGAGCGUCCUAAAUCACCUUAACCACUCGAAAGCAAUGGGAGCCGAUG
Paramuricea clavata is the source of this 600-nucleotide messenger RNA. NCBI's taxonomy places the organism in Eukaryota, Metazoa, Cnidaria, Anthozoa, Malacalcyonacea, Plexauridae. The record is from the annotation of a GenBank genome assembly.